Pyricularia oryzae 70-15 is the source of this 1115-nucleotide messenger RNA. RefSeq lists its product as uncharacterized. Lineage: Eukaryota; Fungi; Ascomycota; Sordariomycetes; Magnaporthales; Pyriculariaceae. The record is from RefSeq and is a predicted model, not a curated record. The transcript has a single exon. Bases 49 to 789 code for a protein of 246 amino acids.
UAUCAAGAUGAAUUUCCAUCUCAAAGCCUAAGUUCAACUUUGGAAAUAAUGUCCAAGUAUUCUAUUUAUAUCUCCCGCUUUCGAUCCGCUGGGAAAGUUGACCAAAUCCGUUUCCGCACUUCCAAAAAGCAGAGAAAAGCAGAAGAACCAAAAAUCCAUCCUUCUUUCGCUCUCACCAAACCACACCUCAAGCAUAGACCUGACCUACCCUGCACCAUGCCUCCCACGACCGUUGACGAAUUAAUUCAGCCAUUCCUCUCCGAGCCAUGGUGCAUGAAAUUGAUUCGAGAUCCGACUUACACCAUACAAACCCCAAUGUCUCGAACCGGUGAGCCUAAGGUCAACCAUGAGUUAUUUGCCCGCACAAUGAAAUCGCCCGACUGCAUACCGGGUUUCAUCGAUUUGAAAAAGAAGACACCAAAUCCGGACGGGGUUGUGGAAGAAAGAAUUUCCCUCUUUGCCAUCGACCAUGGAAUCGACGGUUACCGCGGGGUAGUUCACGGCGGCAUGGUAGCCGCAAUGAUCGACGAGUCUGUUGGGGGCGCCGUAAAAGCCACUUUUAACGAGGGCACUGAGGGCAAACCGUUGAGGAGGCAGAAGCUCAUGACCAAGUUUCUCAAUGUUACCUUCAUCCGGCCAGUGUCCACGCCUGGGUUUGUACAGUGUCGGGUCAAGCUUGACAGAAGCGAGGGCAGAAAAGUCUUUUACACCGCAGUUCUGCAGGACGGCGAGGGAAAGGAUCUAGCAAAGGGCGAAGCUUUGUUCGUGAGAGUACAAGAGAAGUUAUAGGCUUAUAGCACCUGGUGCACCUCGAGUGGGGGUGGGGCUGGUCGAGCUAGGUUGCCCUAUGUAUUAUUCGACACAGCCAAACAUCUUUGGUGCUCCUUUUCAUUGCCCACGUUUGAGAAACAAUACUAGGUAGAUCAAAGCCUUGUAGGCGUUGUACACGACUAACUGACUGUUGCUCAAAACGCCCGACAGUCAUCCCCUUGUGGGCCGAGGCUCGGACAAUCUGGGCGCAGCAGCUGGGAGCCUGGGAGACCCUUGCAACCUUGCCCAUACCCCAUGUCUAUAGCCCACCCCCGAAUUCAAGUGGCUCCAAUCGUCACUUACGC